AUAAAGGCUCAGAGAACGAGAGACGAUAGAGACAUCAUCUGCAGCUGAUUACCAAAAGCUUGUCAAGAUGAAAUCAUUUCUAUUGGUUUUAGCUGUACUGCAGGUUUCCCAAUACUGUGCAGCCAUCCCGAUAUUUGACUUCCUCCCAAUCAUUGAAGAUGCGUUGAGACAAUCCGUUGUCCAACUGAACAGCGACACGAUCGGCGGUUUCCUAUUCACAGCCACCAGUAACGAAUUGCUACACAUUACUCCAGCAGGACCAAAUGAUUUAUCGGUGGAUUUGAGAUUUAAUGCAAUGGAAACCCUCUGUCCAAAAAACAGUGGAAUGCCGAUUGAAAACUGUGUGUUGAAUAGAAACCCAUUAGCUGAAAUGGUUGAAUGCCGCAGCAGUGUUAGCUAUUCAUUGGGAACAGUUGUCGAUGUUUUUCUACGUUGCGUAGAUGCAAGACAGAGAUUUGUGGACAACGACAGUGCAUCAAGCUCCUCUGAGAGUAGUGAGGAGAUCAUAUUCCAGAGGAGGCAACCACGUAUUCAGGACGAGUACUACUCCUCAGUUGACUGGAAUAAUCAGCAGGCUGGUCAACGUGGUAGGAAUGGCACUCCUGCACGAAAGAAAAAUAACCAGAAGCAGAAUGUAAACCAUGGUCUGACAUCCAAGAAGAAUCCACAUCGUAAACAGAAGCCGAACUCUGUAGUUGAAUAAACAGUCAAAAUACACACCUGCUUAUACAUGUACCACGUGCUUUAAACCAAGCAGUGAGAAAACAAAUAAUCUCACUGAAUCUUUCACUCGUGAUUUAAGAAACAUUGCUGUUCAAUUUUGUACAAGUUGAAAGCAACACAAUAAAGCAAGUCAAUGAAAGCA
Messenger RNA from Amblyraja radiata (thorny skate), 865 nucleotides. Its product is annotated as secreted phosphoprotein 24-like. The record is from RefSeq and is a predicted model, not a curated record. The coding region runs from base 68 to 703 and encodes 211 amino acids. Gene Ontology annotation, cellular component: extracellular region. Lineage: Eukaryota; Metazoa; Chordata; Chondrichthyes; Rajiformes; Rajidae. The transcript is spliced from 6 exons. Gene Ontology annotation, biological process: bone remodeling.